This is a messenger RNA of Anarrhichthys ocellatus (wolf-eel), 1404 nucleotides long. RefSeq names its product sphingomyelin phosphodiesterase 4-like. The transcript is spliced from 3 exons. The coding region runs from base 935 to 1279 and encodes 114 amino acids. The record is from RefSeq and is a predicted model, not a curated record. Gene Ontology annotation, molecular function: sphingomyelin phosphodiesterase D activity. Lineage: Eukaryota; Metazoa; Chordata; Actinopteri; Perciformes; Anarhichadidae. Gene Ontology annotation, biological process: glycerophospholipid catabolic process; ceramide biosynthetic process; sphingomyelin catabolic process.
AAAAAAGUUUUUAAAAUGCCUUUUAUAUAUCUGAUGAGUUCAGUUGCUGCAUGUAGUCGUUGCAUGUGUUCCCUGUAGAAGUGUUUCUGCUUCUCUUCACCUCUGUUGCAUGUGUGUGUUCUGUGUGUGAGACGCCAUCAUGAAGGUUUCUGGACCCUGUAGUGCUGUUACUGUGUUCUGUCUGUGAGGAGUGGACUGAAGCUGUAAGAUUUACUCGUCAUGUUUCUAUUUACUAAAUGAUCUGUUUAACAUGAAUGAGUUUAACGGACCACAGAACACAUCAUCUGAUCACACAUGUAUCAUCUUCAGACUACAUCUUACAGUUCUGAGUUCACUCUGCUAAUAAUGUUCAGCCUCGGGGAUGGGAACCAUUCAAAACACAAUCUAUCUUCACUAUAGACAGUAUCUAUAUAUCUACAGAUAUAGAUAUAUAUACAGUCGAGUAAAACCCCCACACUGGAGGUCAUACUCUUGUGUAGAUGUGGAUGUACUUCCUGGUUGAUGUUUCCAUUAGUCAGCACAAUGAUCCACAGUCGACUCAGUGAAAUGUGUGUUGUUGAUUGUUGGUAUUGAUUCCCAUCCUUCAGCCCAUGUGACCCCUCUGUGUGCAGUCUUCAUCCUCUUCAUCACGUUGUGUUCCCACAGUCAACCUCUCAUUUUGUCUCCUUCUUCUCCUCUACUUCCUGUCUUCCUCCUGAAUGUUUCCGUCUGGUUUCCGUCUCCUUCUUAUAUUUCUUUUGCUGCCACCUCUUUCUGCUGUUCUCAUGUGUACCUUCCUCCUGCCACCUUUCCUUCCUCUCUCCUCCUCCCUUCUCUCCACGCUGCUGUUUCCUCCUCCUCCACCUUUUUGUUGCCGUCUCUCCUCCUCCUCAUCCUCCUCUCCCUCCUGGUGGUAACGGGUGAUCAGCUGGCCCUGCUUCAGUACCGCCUCAGUAUGUCCAGCCAACCCUUCGCCCCACCAGGCUCUGGGGCCCUCCACACCUACCAAGAGCCCUUCAGCCCGACGGAGGAGCACGUCCUGGUGGUGCGUCUCCUGGUCAAACACCUGCACGCCUUCUCCAACAGCCUGAAGCCAGAGACGCUGACCUCCUCCUCACCGUCGGCCCACUCACACACUCACACCAGCCCGCUGGAGGAGUUCAAGAGAGUGGUGGUGCAGCGUUUCGUGCAGCAGAAGCUCUACCUGUUUCUCCAGCAUUGCUUCGGUCACUGGCCUCUGGACGCCUCGUUCAGAGCGGUAAGUCUCAGAGAAAUAGUCUUCAUCAGUGUUCUGCUGUGAAGAGUUGGAGCUCGUGGUGUUUCACAGUGCUCCAUAACAAAACCUUUUCCUAACUGGAUGUCAUUUUGUUCUUUAAAGUGAAGUCAAAGCUUCAUGUGUUAAAGCUGCAUUCUCUCUCGUGUCCA